Malassezia japonica is the source of this 2322-nucleotide messenger RNA. RefSeq lists its product as uncharacterized. Bases 1 to 2322 code for a protein of 773 amino acids. Gene Ontology annotation, molecular function: transcription coregulator activity; translation initiation factor activity. NCBI's taxonomy places the organism in Eukaryota, Fungi, Basidiomycota, Malasseziomycetes, Malasseziales, Malasseziaceae. The transcript has 3 exons. Gene Ontology annotation, cellular component: mediator complex. Gene Ontology annotation, biological process: spliceosomal tri-snRNP complex assembly; regulation of DNA-templated transcription; translational initiation. The record is from RefSeq and is a predicted model, not a curated record.
AUGCCCACGGCGGACGGCGCGACGGAGGAUACGGCACGCGUCGCGAACCAGCAGCGCUUUUCCCGGGACCUUGAGUUUCUUUCGGCACUGUGCAACCCGUUCUAUUUGCACCAGCUCUCUCAACAAGGCUUCUUUGAGGACCCCAGCUUCUUGCGGUACCUCGCCUAUCUGGACUACUUCCGUGCCCCGGCAUACGUGCAGUACCUUACAUACCCCCAGGCGCUCUACUUUUUGGAUCUGCUGAAACAUGCCGAGUUCCGAUUGCCCACUGGGCGACCUGGCGCAAUGGCGACGCCGCUGCGCACGAUCGCCACGUCGCCCCCGAGGGCAGCGGCGCCGCCGAAGAAGAGCGAGACGCCGCGUGAUGAGUCGAUCCGCGCGCCGCUCAUCCGCCUCGUCGACCCGGCCACCGGCAAGGUCACGGGACCGUUCAAGCCGCAGGACAUCGUCUCGAAGCUCGACCGCAAGGAGUACACGCUCGUGCAGGUCGCGCCGGGCGCGCCAACGAAAGGAGCCACGUCCUGGACGAUGGACGAGCUCCCGGUCUGCAAGCUCGUCUCGAAGCGCGAAGAGUACCAAAAGCAGCGGGACGCCAAGCGCAAGUCGGCCGCAAGCGCCGCGCCUACCGUCAUGAAGGAUAUGCAACUCACGUGGAACGUUUCUGGCAACGACCUCGCACACAAAGUGUCGCGCGCACGCAAGGAACUCGCACGGGGACACAAGGUCCACGCCAUUAUCCUCUCCAAGAAAGGCACGAAGCGCGUCUUUCCGGGCAGCGUCGAGGACGAACAACGCACGCAGCUCGUCGAAAAGAUCCAGGCAGAUCUGUGCACGUCCGAAGAGGACAAUACACAGGUCGCCAAGGUGACGCACGGACCGGACUGGAAAAACCAGCGCUCCCUCUGCGAAAUCCUCCACCUCCACAUGCUCGAGCCGGACGAGGCGCGCGCGCUGCUGUGGGCGCGGGCGGUGUGGCUCUUGCAGGGCCUCCCACGGGGAACGCUCAUCGCGCUGGACCUGAAUACGGCGCGGACGGAUACCAAGUUCGAGGGGUACAAGCUUGUGCCACCGGGCGUGCACUGCCUGACGUGGCAGGCGUCGCCCGAGGGGGACAUGGCGUCGGCAGGGCUGCGCACGGCCUUGCUGCAGUACACGAAGCCGAAGCAGGUGCUUGCGCGCACAUACGAUGCGGCAGCAGAUACAUGGGGGCGCGUAGGCGAUGGCGACCUUGUCGUGUCGAAAGAGCACAUCCAGGCGCUCGACACGCACCUCGCGGCGUAUGUCGAGACGUCCUUCCAGCGCCUCACUGUUCACCUGGACAAGGACGCGGCGACGCUCGCGCGCGUCUUUGGCGUCAAUCUGUCGAAAGAAGAUGCGACGUGUGACUCGUUUACACCAGUCGCCGAGCACGAAGACGUCACGAGCGACAAGGAGCUGCGGGGCCAUAGCGACAAGGAGCACGGCGUUGCGUUCUCGACAGGCACGACGCACCGCCGCGCACACGAUGCACGCGACGAUGCUGACGUGCUCAUCGAGGGCGCCGCAUCCGACUCGGACUCGGUCGCGUCGUCCGACGAGGAGGAGGAAGAAGCGGAGCACGCCACCGGCUCCGCAUCGCUGCAGUUCACGCCUUUCUCCUUGCAGCGGUCCUGGCCGCUAGAGGCGCGGGGCGUCGAGCGCACACAGUACAGCUUCGACAAGUCGUGGCUACUUGGCAAUGUCAUGCGCCGCGCCGCAGAGGCGGACGAAAGGCGCGGCGCGUCGCCGCACCCUUACGAGCCGCUGCUGCGUGAGGUCGAGCUCGCAUUUCUCUUGUUUGUGCAGGUGAACAAUGCCGCAGCGCUCGAGCACUGGACCGCGCUGCUCUCUCUCUUUUGCCGCGCAUCGACACGGCUCGGCGCCCCGAGCCACUAUGAACUGCACCCCUGCGAAUGGGACACGGCGCCGGCGUCUGCAGCGCCGCAGCUCGACGCGCACAUUGCCUUUUUGCGCGUGCUCCACGCGCAGUUCGCGGCGCUUCCCCCGACAUGCUGGUCCGAGGACCUGGCUUCGCAUGAGCCCCGCGUGCUGAACGACCUCGCCGAGCUGCGCACCAACAUUGGCCGCGCGCUAAGUGCGUGGGCGGCGGCUGGACAGGACGCGGCGCCUGCGCCCCCCCACGAGGCACUCGUGCACGCGUGGCGCGCACUCUGCACCCAGACGCGCGCACACUUCCAGUGGGAUCUCGAUGGAGUGCUAGACGAAGAGGCCGAGGCUGACGAUCUCGAGGAAGGCGAGGACGCGCCUGUGGUUGUCGAAGAAGGAUACCCCUAUACUAUGUAG